ACUUUACACCACUUUUCUUAGCACGCAUCUCAUCACAAUCCACUUCCUUUCAUCACAUCACAUCCUAAACAAAAGUAAUACUGUAACCAAUUAUGGCAUCAUCUUCAACCUUAGCUUUGAGAACCAUCUCCUCUUUCUCUGUGAAACCCUCUUCCACCACCCCAAAAUCAUCACUCACCACCUUCUUGCCCUUCACUUCAUCAAACCCCUCUUCUUCUCUCUCCAAAACUCUCAAACUCAACAGCACCUCUUCCCCACACUCACUGCCCCACAAGUCUUUCACUUGCAGAAGCCAGGCUGAACCAUCAUCUCACUCAGCCAAAGUACAAGAACUUAGUGUCUAUGAGAUCAAUGAGAGAGAUCGUGGAAGCCCUGCUUACCUUAGAUUGAGCCAGAAAACUGUAAAUUCCCUUGGUGAUCUUGUCCCCUUCAGUAACAAGUUGUACUCUGGAUGCCUGCAAAAGAGGGUUGGUAUAACAGCAGGAAUUUGUGUUUUGAUCCAAAACAAAGCAGAGAAGAAGGGAGAUAGGUAUGAGGCAAUCUACAGCUUCUACUUUGGGGACUAUGGUCACAUUUCAGUGCAGGGUUCUUACCUGACCUAUGAGGACACGCUUCUUGCUGUGACUGGUGGAUCUGGCAUCUUUGAAGGGGUGUAUGGCCAGGUCAAGCUGCACCAGAUUGUGUUCCCCUUUAAGCUGUUUUACACGUUUUAUCUAAAGGGUAUCAAGGACUUGCCUCAGGAGCUUCUUUCCAAGCCCAUUGAGCCCAGCCCAGGUGUUGAGCCCAGCCCAGCUGCCAAGGCCUGUGAACCACAUGCUGUUAUUGCUGGCUUCACUGAAUGAGGAUGAACAUUUUUUUUUGUUCUCUUCAUUGUUGACUUAGUUUGAAGACAUUGCUACAUGUUCACAAUUUAACCACCGUUUUCUUUUGUUCAAGUUUAUGUAAGUGUUGGUCAAGAUGGUAGAGUUUUUGUUGUUGAAUAAAGAAAGGGACUAGUGAGGUAAUUGGGUUUUGUCGUGGUGGAGCAAUGGGAAUUUAGAGAAGCAUGUGCUUUUGUUAAUGUAGUAGAUGAGUACUUAGCGGUGGGGACCAUAUAUUCAAGAAACUGUUGUGCUGAAUGUGCAAUUAUUGUUGUUGAGAUAAUGUUCAUCUUCCAGAAUCAUGUAGUUUAAAUUUGUUAAAGAUUUAAUGGAUUUUUAAGAUUGAUUUUGCCUCGUA
Messenger RNA from Cajanus cajan (pigeon pea), 1218 nucleotides. RefSeq names its product allene oxide cyclase, chloroplastic. NCBI's taxonomy places the organism in Eukaryota, Viridiplantae, Streptophyta, Magnoliopsida, Fabales, Fabaceae. The record is from RefSeq and is a predicted model, not a curated record. Gene Ontology annotation, molecular function: allene-oxide cyclase activity. Gene Ontology annotation, biological process: jasmonic acid biosynthetic process.